Messenger RNA from Phodopus roborovskii (desert hamster), 2752 nucleotides. RefSeq names its product ras homolog family member U (gene Rhou). The transcript has 4 exons. Gene Ontology annotation, molecular function: GTPase activity; GTP binding. Gene Ontology annotation, biological process: small GTPase-mediated signal transduction. NCBI's taxonomy places the organism in Eukaryota, Metazoa, Chordata, Mammalia, Rodentia, Cricetidae. The coding region runs from base 206 to 1081 and encodes 291 amino acids. The record is from RefSeq and is a predicted model, not a curated record.
GGCGCGCAGACGGGGGCGCUGUGGCCUCGGAUUGAAGAAGGCGCCGCCGGACCCGCCUCUUUCCCCGCCCGCCCGUGUCGCAGGGAAGCCCGGCGGAGCAGGCUCGGCCACAUCGCGGCCGCGCGGGCACAGUCGCCCAGCAGAGUGCGGACCUCGCGCCGCCUUUGUCCGCCGGUGGCAGCUGGUCUCGUGGCCGCCGCCCGCGAUGGCUCCGCAGCAAGGCCGGCCCUCGUUGCCCGCCCGUUGCGAGCCGGCGGCGGCACCGCCCGUACCGCCUCGCCGAGAGCGCGGGGGGCGCGGGGCGCGCGGGCCCGGGGUGCCCGGGGUCCGGGGACGCGCGGGCGGCGCCGAGGGGCGCGGCGUCAAGUGCGUGCUGGUCGGCGACGGCGCGGUGGGCAAGACCAGCCUGGUGGUCAGCUACACCACCAACGGCUACCCCACCGAGUACAUCCCCACGGCCUUCGAUAACUUCUCGGCUGUGGUGUCAGUAGAUGGGCGACCCGUGAGACUCCAACUCUGUGACACUGCAGGACAGGAUGAGUUUGACAAGCUGAGGCCCCUCUGCUACACCAAUGCAGACAUCUUCCUGCUGUGCUUCAGUGUGGUGAGCCCCACAUCCUUCCAGAAUGUCAGUGAGAAGUGGGUACCGGAGAUUCGGUGUCACUGCCCUAAGACCCCCAUCAUCCUGGUUGGGACACAGUCGGACCUUAGAGAAGAUGUCAAAGUGCUCAUCGAACUGGACAAAUGCAAAGAGAAGCCCGUCCCUGAGGAGGCAGCAAAGCUAUGUGCUGAGGAAAUCAAAGCUGUCUCCUAUAUUGAAUGCUCAGCCUUGACUCAAAAGAACCUCAAAGAGGUGUUUGACGCUGCCAUUGUUGCUGGCAUCCAGCACUCAGACUCCCAGCAACAGCCAAAGAAGUCUAAAAGCAGGACCCCAGAUAAGGGAGCAACUCAUGUUGGGAUCAGAGAGUGCUCUUUGCUUUCAGGACUGGUUUGUAUGCUGAGCCAUCUGUGUCCUGGUGAUGAAAGCAAGAGGAAGUUCUUGUCUAGGGGCUUUAGGCUGUCACACUCACAUUGUUUGUAAGAACGAGGCACCUUCUUUGAGAGAAGCCAUAGUCGAUUGUGGGACCUUAAGUCUGUUGAAAUGUCCAUCUGUGUACACACACGUGUGUGUGCACACAUACACACAGAUGAGUGGUUUUCUGAUGGAACUUUGAGACUCAUAGAAGCAUGGUUGCAGAUAUUAGUGGGGCAUGCCUUCCUUUCCUUGAAAUUUGUCUGAACAGACAUCAUUUUGUAGAAUCUUAUCUUCAUUUACACAUUUUUUGAGACCAUCUUAAAAUGUGGGAUGAACAUACUUUUGAUGUGCCUUCAGGGCCCUGUGACUAGGAAGGCAUUGUACUGGGGGAGGUAUGUGCACCUUCUUGGUGGCGGCCAUCCAGAAAGUCAUGUUUGUGGCACUUGUCCUUUAAGGUGAGGGUCUUCUGGCUGACUGUUGUAAGACAGCCCAGUGUUGGGAGAGCUGUUUUAUGGUGUUGUAGGUACUUCCAAGAUGCCACAGAAGACAAUGAAUCACAGCUUCUGGUUUACUGUGAGCAAAGUGGCCACCUGGUAACAAAAUUUUCUAUAUGAAUUUUUUUAUAUUAAAAAAAAUAAUCAACCUUAUGUUUUUCUAUAGAAAAAAAAAAACAUCAGGACGUAUAUCAGGUCAAAGACUUCUUCCUGCUGGUAAAUAGGACCCAAGCCUGCCUUUAUUAAAGUUAAAAGGCUAAUUGCUGAACCACUAAAAUACACGAACUGUUUGUGACUGAGCCUUCAGCAUGGUGCCAGUGAGGUCAGCCGCUUUUUCCUGAGGUGUUUCAUUGUGGCCUGAGUGGUAACAUUGCUUAACUUACGGAAAUGCUUGUAACUGACCUAGUGACUGAGCUUACUACCCUAAUGUGCUUGGCUGUCUGGAGAGCCCGCCUCCAAGUGGGGGUUCUGACUGCCCUGUGUACAGAGGGUGGGUGGGGAAGAGUGAGUUAUUUAAUUAUAAAUGUUAUAAUAAAAGUAAAUGUAGUGGAGACCAAGGGAAUGAGCAUUUAGAACACAAACUUGACGUUUUGUGCUAGAACUAUUGAGCCUCUGGGCUACUGGGAAGUGGCAUGAAGGAUGCUGUGUGACCAAGUCUGGACACUUUCUUCUAGGAUGGAUACCCCUGGACUGUUUACGCCACAAAUGUAGUUGCCACUGACCUGCAAGUUUUCAAUAUGUUACUACAUUCGAUGGAGUCAUAAGGUCUGACUGUACUUGAGGUUUUCCUGCAUUUUUACUUUUUGAAAAUAGAUAUUUGGGCUGAGAAAUUUUAAAAGUAUGUGCCUGGGUGAAAUGUAAAGUUGGUUUUCUUUGAAGCUGAAAAGUGGCAAAUGUACAGCUUGGUGCCUCUGGAGGAUUCUGUGAGCUGUGUAUGUAGCCAUGCCUCUUCAGCUUGACUCUCAGUGUAAGCCAACUCACCUGAAAAACACACUGUCGUAGGCUCCAAAACUGUCACCUCAUCAUGUGUGCAAGCAAAGUUUUGAUAACUUUAUUUUCUGCUCAACAGACAUGUGAGCAGUUACCCAGAAGUCUCAAGCCAAAAGGGGAGCCUCAUCGCUCUGCAGGUGCCUUACCAACUUGUGCUUUUCUGUUUUCAUGUGUUGAAGAUGUUGGACAGAAUCUUGUACUUGAAAUUGCUAUAAAUGAGUUGCUAUGAAAUAAACUCUGACCUGUGGACAUA